This is a messenger RNA of Drosophila rhopaloa, 714 nucleotides long. RefSeq names its product adult-specific cuticular protein ACP-20 (gene Cpr76Bb). Bases 34 to 636 code for a protein of 200 amino acids. NCBI's taxonomy places the organism in Eukaryota, Metazoa, Arthropoda, Insecta, Diptera, Drosophilidae. The transcript has a single exon. Gene Ontology annotation, cellular component: extracellular matrix. The record is from RefSeq and is a predicted model, not a curated record.
UCCGAUUGGAAAACAACGAUUAAAGUCUUCGAAAUGAAAACCUUUUGUGGAGGUCUGUUAUUUGCCUUUCUGGUGGGCGGAAGUUUGGCGGCUCCCCACGGAGGACAUGCCACCAGCUACAGUUCGGUGACCAAGCACGAGGAGCCCAUCCACAAGAGCCAUGGCUAUGGAUACGACCACGAUGUGAUCAGUGUGUAUGGAGGCAACUAUGGACAUGGUUAUCCCAGUGCCGGUUACUCCGGAUACGGCUAUGGAUAUGACAAGCACGAGCCAGAUCACUAUCCCAAGUACCACUUCGACUACGGUGUAAAGGAUGCCCACACGGGAGAUCAGAAGAGCCAGUGGGAGACUCGGGAUGGCGACAAGGUCAAGGGCAGCUACUCGCUCAAGGAAUCGGACGGCACAACUCGAGUGGUGGAGUACACCGCCGACGAUCACAAUGGCUUCAAUGCGGUGGUCAAGAAACUGGGCCACGCCCACCACCCACAGGUUUAUCAGAAGACCUACGGACAUGGCGAUAUCUAUGGAUCCAACUACGGUUACGGCCACGAUGUGGCCCACUACGGACACGGGGGAUACGGACAUGGACACGGAGGACACGCCAGCAGCUACGUGAGCGUGAAGCAACUGCACUGAUUCAAGGACCUCUGAGAUGGACUGCCAGGAUGAAACCGAUCUGAAACAGAUAUUUAACAAAGCAACAAAAUAACCUGA